Molecule: messenger RNA, 2256 nt
Organism: Alternaria rosae
Lineage: Eukaryota; Fungi; Ascomycota; Dothideomycetes; Pleosporales; Pleosporaceae
Product: transmembrane amino acid transporter protein-domain-containing protein
Exons: 1
Coding region: 289-2064 (591 amino acids)
Biological process (GO): amino acid transmembrane transport
Molecular function (GO): amino acid transmembrane transporter activity
Source: RefSeq, a predicted model, not a curated record
GUCCCUUGUUUUGCUUCAAGUAACUCUCCUCCCCUGUGCUAACCUUCGCUGUGGCUUUCUCGCACAUUCUCUCUCUCUGUCACGACAAACUGCAAACGCCAAACCUCACAACACGGUGAUGUCAGGCACACGGACCAUUUGAGCUUUGCAAAUCCUGAUUGGCUGUUGUUUCAUCAUUUGGACCUCACCGCCACGCCCAAGCUACCAGACGCCCAAGUUGCGUAGCUCCGUCGAUAUUUUCCAGUCAUCUACUGUGGUGUUUGAACAUUCAUUGAAGCUGUCGCCACGAUGACCGACACACCGCAGACAACGGCGGGUGCCAACCCCAAGGAAGCCAGGGUCCUAGAGCAGCAUCUAGACCCAAGCUUCGACUUCUCAGAGUUUGACCCAGCAACGCCAGCGGCAGAAGAGGGCGCGGAUAACGCCUCCAACUCGGGCGACCGCCAGCUUCCGGAAUCAUCGUUGAGGUUACAGGGUGGCGACAUCCACCGUGACCUGUACAAGAUUGCCGCCCAGAACAGACGGCAAAAGUUGCAUCAACGAGCAGCAACCUUUUCUGAUGCAGUCCACUUUGGCCGCAACCCUGCGCCGUCUAUUUCAGACGUCGACCAUGACGAACUUCCCGUUCGCGACCAGCUUGCGCCCGGUGGCCUGAGACGCCAAUACUUACAACGACAAAGCAAGCGUGUCAGUUACAUCUCGGAGCCUGUGACGCGAAACUUCAUUUCGUUCCUUGAGUUGUAUGGCCAAUUCGCUGGUGAAGAUCUCGAUGAAGAUUCGUCGGAUGCGGAAUCUGCCGUUGAGGACGAAGAUGAGGGGCAAGGCGAGCGCAGACCACUUCUCGGACGAAGACAGAGCUCGAAGAGAUUGAGGGCUCAGGGUGAUGCGGACCAAGUCAAGACCUUCUUUACUCUCCUAAAGGCGUUCAUCGGUACUGGAAUCAUGUUCUUGCCCAAGGCCUUCAAGAACGGCGGAAUGCUGUUUUCGUCGAUCACCAUGAUCAUGGUUUCUGCCAUUACAGCGCUGUGUUUCGAGUUACUGCUCGCGACAAGAAAGAGAUAUGGUGGUGGUGGUUAUGGUGACCUGGGUUCUAUCGUUGUGGGACCGAGAUUCCGUGCCCUCAUCCUGGUCUCCAUCACGCUCUCGCAAAUCGGAUUCGUAUGCGCUGGUCUCAUUUUCACUGCGGACAACCUUCGAUCAUUCCUGGAUGCUGUCACACACGCUGAGGAGCCCCUUUCAACCAAUGCGCUCAUUGGUAUCCAGAUCGCUGUCCUGAUACCCAUGUCCUUCAUCCGAAACAUCUCCAAGCUUGGACCCGCCGCCCUUCUCGCCGAUGUGUUCAUUCUCAUCGGCUUGACGUACAUCUACUGGUACGACAUCUCAUGGAUCUCCAAGAUGGGCGGUUUCCACCCAUCAAUCGAACUCUUCAACCCUCGCGACUUCACAUUGACUAUCGGCUCUGCCAUCUUCACCUUCGAGGGUAUUGGCCUUAUCCUUCCCAUCCAGUCCAGCAUGAAGGAGCCCGAGCACUUCAGCAAGCUCCUCUACAUCGUCAUGCUCAUCAUCACCGUCAUUUUCACGUCCGUCGGUGUCCUCUGCUACGGAACCUUUGGAGAGAACGUCUCCGUCGAGGUCAUCACCAACUUCCCCCAGACCAGCAAGCUCGUCAACGCCGUCCAGUUCCUCUACUCCAUGGCCGUUCUCGUCGGUACUCCGGUGCAACUCUUCCCCGCUAUGCGUAACAUUGAGCUCAAGAUCUUUGGUCGCGCAUCCGGCAAGCAGAGCAACAUGACCAAGUGGAAGAAGAACGCCUUCAGGACUUGUCUCGUCAUUCUUUGCGGUGCCAUCGCUAUCCUAGGAGCUAGCGAUCUCGACAAGUUCGUUGCGCUCAUUGGAAGCUUUGCCUGUGUGCCUCUGGUGUACAUCUACCCUGCUUACCUGCACUACAAGGGUGUUGCCAACCGUCCUUGGGAGAAGUUCGGUGACAUCUCCAUGAUGGUUAUCGGAGUUGUUGCCAUGGUGUACACCACCAGCAUCACACUCGCUAGGUGGUCUGAGACUUAGGAGAAGGAAGCGGGGGUGGUUGGAAGAGUGUAGAAAAGUCCUUUAUAGUACGGUGGAAGUAGCGUCACAUUGCAUAAUUUGUUUCUGGCACGGCGUUCAGGUGGGCGGGUGAACGGGAUGUCUUGUAUGGGAUUUUUAACGCGCGCAUGUUACAGUUACGUGUAACGAUAAUGGCAUAUAAGUACGAAUUCG